AUGGAUUCAACGGACAGAACUCCGCUCAAGGAGCAGAAUACAAAUACGCUGAGAAGCCCAAUUAAACUGGUCUCAUCUUUGGAUAAGCAAAAGGCUCGGUCGACAUUAGCUAGUAGAACCAUUGUCCCUCAACAUGUUUUAAAUUCACGCAAGAGAGGUCUAGUUCAACCAACGACAGCAACAACGACAGGAGCAUCAGCGCCUUCAGCGACUGUUGACCCUAAUUCUCUAAUGUACCAAAGUCAGCACCCUGCUAACUUACAAGUCCAUCAGCAGCAGCAGCAGCAGCAUCAUACAGGACACCAUCACAAUCAGCAUUCUUCCCAGCAUUUGCAUCAUCAAAACCAGCAUCACCAUCAGCAUCGGUCCCAAACUCAUAAUCAAUACCAACAGCAACAACAGCAUUCGCUGGCGAGCCAACAACGCCAUGCUCGUGAAGCGCGUGAAGCACGCGAGGCAGCACUGGCCGAUUCGCGUGAUGCCGACGAAGAGCUUCGUCGAUGGAAAGAGCAAUGGCGAAAAAUCAUGCAAUCCAGUGUCAUCUAUUUCGACGGUAUAGACCAGCAGAAUGUCGACAAAGUCAGAGGCCACUUGACUUCACUAGGAACUCAGAUCCAGCCUUUCUUCGAGCGGCAAGUCACUCAUUUGGUUACGAAACGAUCAACUUCAGUUGAUUAUCCAUCAACAGAUGUCAUUACAAAGGCAAAACUACUAGAAAUGAAGGUAUGGUCUUUUGAUAAGUUGAUUCGGUUCUUGACCCAUUUGCUUGGAUCAUCGCCUCUGGAAAGAGCUUUCCAGCCUAGUACUACCAACCUCUCUAAGCUUCUGAAACAAGAGAAGCUGAUCGGUCCUUCUGAUCGUGAUAUGAAUGCACCCACGGACAGCUUUAAAACGUUCAAGGGUCCAUACUUGCUGAUUUGGGAUCCUACACACUGUUUCCGGCCCACUUUGUACAAAGAAUUUGUCAAAGUUGUUAAUGACGGCGAAGGGGACUGGCCACAGUUCAGACAGACCCCUCUGGGACAAUGUCCUUUUAUCUAUCUUUCUCCAAAACAAAUCCAGAUGCUUGAAGAGCGAUCACAAGAGCGCAGAAAAAAUCUGCUGUCAAGACAGGAAUGUGGAGAUCGCGAAGACGAAAUUGAGAUUCUAGACAACGCUCCGGGAGACGACGAUGAGGACAAUCUAGGCAUGGACCCUGAUGACGAAGAGCAGGUUACAGAAGAAACAAUUGGCAAGAGAAGAAGACAGGGUCAAGACGAUGGUGAUAUAGACCUUCUCACCGCAGCUACUACUAGGGACAUUGUAGAAGCCAGAUAUAACGAGGUAUCAAACGGUUCACUAGUUUCUCAUGCACAACCACCUCACAAAAAGCAUAUUGUUGAUAAUAGUCUGCAAGCAACCUACAACACUGCCAGUAGAUUCUACGAGCUAGCAGCAUCGGGCGUCAACCGCUCGAAUAUGACUUCUGCUGUGAAAUCGGUGGCACAAUCUGCAAGCGGUCAAAGCGGUACCAGUACAUUAGCUGGUGGUAAUGGACUUGCUGCCACUGUUGCACAAGUUCCAUCCCGUGAACUAGCUAAUCUUCAACGUAAAGUUCUCAGCCGGCCAUCUGCUAGUGUGUUUGGCCCCAUUGAAGAAGCCAAAGAAUACUCGCAGAGCGCUUCAUUGGGAUUGAACCAAGACACUGCUGGUACGACCGGCGGAAACUCGUCUGCUCAUAACAGUGUUUCGUCGCGUGCCAGCGGAUUUGCUGUCAGACCAUCAGUUCCCAGUAAACUCGAUGCCCAAGCAGCAGCGGCUGCUGCCAUGUCAUACAAAAAGAAAGCACCCGAGCCUGUCCGACGCGCUGAAUCAAAGACACAGGCAAAGAAGCGCGUUGGGUUCUGUGAAAAUUGCCAGAUCCAAUUCGACGACUUUGACUUACACAUCAUCAGCAAGCGCCACCGCCGCUUUGCUUGCGACGACCAAAACUUCCUUACGUUAGACAGCAUCAUUGGAGAGCUCCAGAGACAACAACUGUGA
Molecule: messenger RNA, 2022 nt
Organism: Sugiyamaella lignohabitans
Lineage: Eukaryota; Fungi; Ascomycota; Dipodascomycetes; Dipodascales; Trichomonascaceae
Gene: DBF4
Product: protein serine/threonine kinase activating protein DBF4
Exons: 1
Coding region: 1-2022 (673 amino acids)
Biological process (GO): positive regulation of nuclear cell cycle DNA replication; regulation of cell cycle phase transition
Cellular component (GO): Dbf4-dependent protein kinase complex; nucleus
Molecular function (GO): nucleic acid binding; zinc ion binding; protein serine/threonine kinase activator activity
Source: RefSeq, a predicted model, not a curated record